AUGGGUUCCAAAUUCCAGCAGGCGACGACUCUUCACAUCAUUCUUUUCCUGCAGAUAAUUCAUUUGGUCACAGGCCAGUAUGAAAUUAUUACUCCUGACAAGCCUGUCAUUGGAGUCAUUGGAAAAGGAGCCAUCCUGCCCUGUCAGCUGAAAAUUAAGAUAAACCCUGAGAGACUACUUGUUCACUGGGUGUUUACUGGACACUCCAAAAAAAUUGAUGUGACCACUUAUGGUGGAAAAAACUCACACAAUCCAGUUCACGAGGAUGAGACAUACCAGGGCAGGACAAAUUUUUUUUGGUCUGACUUUAAUAAGGGAAAUGUGUCUCUUCACCUGAAAAAUGUCACACUCUCAGACAAAGGGAAAUACACCUGCAGUGUCUUUUUUGAGAAUUGGUAUGAUGAAGCGGUGGUUGACCUGGAUGUGGCAGCUAAAGGUGAUGAGUCUUCAGUUUUCCUGGAUGGUCCUGUGGGUCAGGGCAUUGGCCUCACCUGCAAGUCACAGGGAUGGUUUCCAGAGCCCAAAGCAGUUUGGCUGAACAGCAAAGGACAGACACGGAAGGAGGAAGUGACCACCCAAAGCACGAAGACAUCUUCAGGCGUUUUUGAUGUUGUAAGUUCCAUGAUUCUCGAACCGGGAUCUGUCAAGGAAGUCUCCUGCAGGGUAGUCAAUAACCUACUCAACGCAAUGUGUGAAUCCCGAGUCCUGAUUUCAGAUGUCUUCUUUCCUUCCACUUCACCUUGGAUGAUGGCAUUCCUUGUAAUUUUAUUUCUUAAUAUAGCUGUUAUUGCUGCUAUUGGUUAUAAACUACACAAUUUCUGGGAAGCCCGGAGCCACGCAGUUCCCGUUACUGUGGAUCCUGACUGCCGAGUCCUGGAGCUCCAGGUGCCGGGGACUCCAGAUGUGGAGAGCAAUGCGUCUGAACCUGCUGGCCCAAAUGCUCCCUCCACAGUCCCUGUCCUGCUGGGGAAGGAAGGGUUUGCAGCUGGGAAACACUACUGGGAGGUGGAGGUGGGCCAGCAGCAGGACUGGGUGCUGGGGGUGUUGAGGGAGAAAGGGAGGGAGGAGGAGGAAGGGACCCUCCCCGGGGAGGACUUCUGGGCUCUGCACAGGUCCCAGGGAGAGAUUUUCUCCAGCAAAGGAGACCACAGGAUUGCGAAGCAGCAGAUGGGUAAUUCAGUGAUCGGUGUGCUGCUGGACUUGGAGGAAGGGCAAGUGAACUUUUACGAUGCAGAGCAGAUGGGCGUCAUGGUGAGAAUGCCUCUAAGGCUUGGAAAGGAACCUGCAGAAAUGUUUUACCCUUUUCUAUCCAAAAGGGAAGGGAUGCUCACACCUCUCAUCCACCCGGUCUUAACCCCUGUCCCAUUAAAGCUUCUUUAA
Messenger RNA from Harpia harpyja (harpy eagle), 1380 nucleotides. Its product is annotated as butyrophilin subfamily 3 member A1-like. The coding region runs from base 1 to 1380 and encodes 459 amino acids. The record is from RefSeq and is a predicted model, not a curated record. NCBI's taxonomy places the organism in Eukaryota, Metazoa, Chordata, Aves, Accipitriformes, Accipitridae. Gene Ontology annotation, molecular function: protein binding. The transcript is spliced from 6 exons.